AUGGCCGGCAGCGGCAGGGAAAGGGAGCCGCUGGUGGUUGGUAGGGUGGUGGGCGACGUCCUGGACCCCUUCGUCCGGACCACCAACCUCAGGGUCAGCUACGGCACCAGGACCGUAUCCAACGGCUGCGAGCUCAAGCCGUCCAUGGUGGUGAACCAGCCCAGGGUAGAGGUCGGGGGACCCGACAUGAGGACCUUCUACACCCUCGUGAUGGUCGACCCGGAUGCUCCGAGCCCAAGCGACCCAAACCUUAGGGAGUAUUUGCACUGGCUGGUCACUGAUAUUCCGGGAACUACUGGGGCUGCAUUUGGGCAAGAGGUGAUCCGCUACGAGAGCCCUCGGCCGACCAUGGGGAUCCACCGCUUCGUGCUGGUGCUGUUCCAGCAGCUGGGGCGGCAGAUCACGGUGUACGCCCCGGGGUGGCGCCAGAACUUCAACACCAGGGACUUCGCCGAGCUCUACAACCUGGGCCCUCCCGUGGCGGCCGUCUACUUCAACUGCCAGCGUGAGGCCGGCUCUGGGGGAAGGAGGAUGUACUCAUGA
Miscanthus lutarioriparius is the source of this 543-nucleotide messenger RNA. NCBI's taxonomy places the organism in Eukaryota, Viridiplantae, Streptophyta, Magnoliopsida, Poales, Poaceae. The record is from the annotation of a GenBank genome assembly.